AUGGCUGUCCGUCUUCAGUAUGAAAACAGCAACGACAUCGGCGUCUUCGCUAAUCUGACCAAUUCCUAUUGCAUAACUGCCCUCGGAGGCUCUGAGAACUUUUACAGCGUUUUCCAGAGUGAACUUGCUUCCGACAUACCCGUGGUGAAGACAAGUAUCGCAGGCACUCGUCUUGUGGGACGCAUGUCAGUAGGUAACAAAAACGGGCUCCUCUUGCCAAAUUCAGUAACGGAUCAAGAACUACUUCACAUGAGAAAUUCACUGCCUGAUGAUCUCAUCAUACAGCGUGUAGAUGAGCGGCUAUCAGCUCUUGGAAACUGCAUCGCCUGCAACGAUUACGUUGCGCUGAUCCACCCUGAUUUGGAUGAAGAAACUGAGGAGAUCGUGGCGGACGUGCUUGGUGUUGAGGUGUUUCGACAGACAAUCGCUGGGAACACACUGGUCGGAAGUUAUUGCUGCUUCACAAAUCAAGGGGGCGUGGUGCAUCCGCAGACUACAAUCCAAGACCUAGAUGAACUUUCUUCGCUUCUUCAGGUGCCACUUGUGGCAGGAACCAUGAACCGUGGUAGUGACGUUAUUUCCGCGGGACUCAUAGCAAAUGAUUGGGCCGCCUUUUGUGGGUUGGAUACGACCUCCACAGAACUCCAGGUUGUUGAGAACAUUUUAAAGUUGAAACAACUGCAGCCAAGCUCUUUGGUCACGAAUUUACGAGCAAGUCUGGUGGAUGCGUUGGUCUAA
Molecule: messenger RNA, 738 nt
Organism: Micromonas commoda
Lineage: Eukaryota; Viridiplantae; Chlorophyta; Mamiellophyceae; Mamiellales; Mamiellaceae
Gene: EIF6
Exons: 9
Coding region: 1-738 (245 amino acids)
Biological process (GO): assembly of large subunit precursor of preribosome; cytosolic ribosome assembly; ribosomal subunit export from nucleus
Cellular component (GO): nucleolus; preribosome, large subunit precursor; cytosol
Molecular function (GO): ribosomal large subunit binding
Source: RefSeq, a predicted model, not a curated record